Molecule: messenger RNA, 2233 nt
Organism: Gossypium raimondii (Peruvian cotton)
Lineage: Eukaryota; Viridiplantae; Streptophyta; Magnoliopsida; Malvales; Malvaceae
Product: transcription termination factor MTERF5, chloroplastic
Exons: 3
Coding region: 157-1614 (485 amino acids)
Biological process (GO): regulation of DNA-templated transcription
Molecular function (GO): double-stranded DNA binding
Source: RefSeq, a predicted model, not a curated record
CCAAACUCACUUGCGUACCAAAAUCCCAAAACCCACCAGCCAUCAUCGCUUUCUUCCCCAUUUUCAAUUCACGAUAAUUCUUUUCCCUUCAACCGAAUUUCCCAUCAACAAUUGCUCUUAAAAUUGUUUCAUUCCAACAUUUUUAUUUUAUGUAAAAUGAUAAAAUCUUUAUCCUUCAAUUCUCAUCUACUUGUUAUGCUUGGAAAUUUUGGAUUCCAGAACUCACGGAGAGCAACCAGCCAUGGCUUCCUUUUCUGCCUUAAAGACCAAACAAUAACAAAGAUGAAGAAAGAUGCAAGAUUAAGAGUGGAUUCAGAGUUAGAUGGAUCUUUGAGCUUAAGAGUGGUGCCUCCAACCUUGAUAGCAGCAGAAAAAGAAGAAGCCAAGGCUGUUUUAACUUUGUUCUUCAAAAAGCAGGGUCUGAGCAACGCAGUUGCUGCAAGAAUCAUCAAUAAAUCAGAACUUUUCAUUGAUCACCUUGUCUCAAGACUUCAUUCUGUUCAUAAAUCUCGGUAUCUCGUAGGAAGAGAGCUCACAACACUUGAGAUCAGGGAUGCUCUUAUUCCUUACCUUGAAUCCCUCCUUGAAGAGCAUGGAAGUAUGUUGGCAGAUGUGGUUGAAAAUUUCCCCCACCCACCAAUUAAGGAUAAACCUAUAACACUGGCAUCUCCUCCUGAUUCAGCCCCUGAUUCCAAGCAGGUAAAAGCCGUCUCUCGUGUUACUGAGACAAGCCCUGCAGGGAUGCUCCGUCCUCAAGUUGUUUACCUCAUGGAGCUUGGCAUGGAUCUUGAGAAGAUUAAGUUAAUCACACGCAGGUUCCCGGCCUUUGCUUACUACAGUCUGGAGGGGAAAAUCAAACCUGUCGUCGAGUUCCUUCUUGAACUUGGUGUACCCAAGUCUGAUAUUCCCAUCAUUCUAGGUAAGAGGCCUCAACUGUGUGGAAUUAGUCUCUCCGAAAAUCUUAUACCCACCAUGACUUUCUUAGAAGAUUUGGGUGUUGAUAAGAAACAAUGGGCAAAAGUUAUAUACAGGUUUCCUGCACUUCUCACUUACAGCAGGCAAAAGUUUAAGACUACUGUGGAUUUCCUCUAUGAAAUGGGCCUUUCAUCAGAGAAUGUUGGUAAGGUUUUAACGCGGUGUCCGACCAUAAUAAGUUAUAGUGUUGAGGACAAGCUACGCCCUACAGCUAAGUAUUUCAGGUCAUUGGGUGCUGAUGUUUCUCUUCUUCUAUUACGUUGUCCACAGACUUUUGGUCUUAGCAUCGAGGCAAAUUUGAAGCCUGUAACACAAUUUUUUAUUGAGAGAGGAUACACCUUGGAGGAAAUUGGGACUAUGAUUUCAAGAUAUGGAGCGUUAUAUACUUUUAGCUUGGCAGACAACUUGAUACCAAAAUGGGAUUUCUUUUUAACCAUGGACUAUUCAAAGUCAGAGCUUGUUAAAUUCCCUCAAUAUUUUGGCUACAGUUUGGAGGAGAGAAUUAAACCAAGAAUUGCACUUGUAAAGAAGGCUGGUGUAAGAUUACUGCUGAAUCAGAUUUUAUCGUUGUCAAGUCGGAACUUUGAGAAUGCUUUAGAGAAGAAAAUGCAGCAGCAGCAGCUUACUGACCAAGUUUGACUGAUCCAUUUAGAGAGAUGGCAUUUUUUUUUCUAAGAAUGAGGUGUUUGCUGAUAUCUUAAAAGAGUGAACUUUUCAGAUAUCAAUGGAGAAAGACAGGGUAAGAGGGAAGAAAUGCUUUUAUCGGGCUAUCCAACUUCAGUCGUCUCAGUAUACAGCUACAAUUGCAUAACAUAGCAUCCACAUUGUUAGCCAUGUUCAUGUUUUCUGUGGAUUUCGAUUUUUGAGUCUCCCGGAUGUAUUACUUGGCUGACUUGUUUGAGUUUGGAGACAAAGGUUACAAGGCUCUCUUCUCCUCUCCAUCUGAUGGGGUUAAUUCUAAAGGCUUCCUGCCUUCUGUCAUUCCUCUCUUCUAUAUGUGGUGAUAUCUAAUGCCCAGAAACAUAGAACGCUUGAUUAUCCUUCUUUCAGGGUAGUUUAACAUUUUUGUUGCUUGUGUCUUUCCUACUAAUUCCACCAUAUACCAGGUUUAUUUUUGACAUUUGCAUGUUCUAUCUCUGUGUAUUUUGCAUUGUAUUAUCUUUGCAAAAGUGAGCCCAACUUUAGUUUAAAAAAAAAAUCUUGCAUCAUUGUAACAUUCUGAAUAUUGAUUAUUGGUGGAUAUUAUGUUGUUCCAUCA